CAAGUUCUGGAGAAUCAGGUUCUCCAGUUGCUCCGACUCGGUUUGUGUGAACAGAAGGAGAAGCAAAGAUCUGAUCAGAGGAAGACAGCAGAGACGGUGAGGACAACUGGUCACCUGAAAACUAAACACCUGAGUAGGAGUCCAGACACAUUUCUGGAGGAGCUUUAAUCAGCUGAUGCUAGUGGUAGCAGCAACAUAAUACUGUCCAAUGGCAACAAACAGGAUUUAAAGAUGUUUAAGUUUUUAUUUCAGCCUGAAGGAAAUCUGAUCCUAGAAUGACUGACGAUCCUUAACAGGAACAUAGAAAAAUUUGAUAAAAAAUGGCACAGCAGCAGGAAGUCCAGCAGGAUUUUGAGGAAAACCUUUUCAAAGUUCGCAGUGAAUUUGUGAAGAGAGUUUCUGAGGAAAUCCUGAUUCAGCUCCUCGAUAACCUGGAAACAGAUGGUGUCUUUAAUCUUUCGGAGAAACGGGCAAUACUUGAAGGGAACCAAAUAACAGCAAACAAGGCCCGGGAGACCAUAGAUGCUGUGAGGAUGAAAGGACAGAGAGCCAGUGAAAUGAUGAUCCAACAUCUUCACAACAUAGAUCCUACCCUGUCCAAGCAACUGGCUUUUUCCCCUGCUAAAGAUUAUUAUUUUCGAUGUCAACGGCAGCUUAAAGUGUAUGUGAAGACAAUGUUCCAAAGUCUUUGUGAAGGCAUCACUGAACAUGGAAAUGAAACCCUACUGAACCAGAUCUACACAGAGCUCCACAUCACAGAGGGGUUAACUAUGGGGGUCAACAAUGAACAUGAGGUCAGACAGAUUGAAACAGGAAGCAGGAAACAAGAAACAACAAUCAGACGAGAAGACCUCUUUAAAGUCCCACCUGGAAGUGAUCAACCAAUAAGAACACUGAUGACCAUGGGAGUGGCUGGCAUUGGGAAAACACUGUUAACACAGAAGUUCACUCUGGACUGGGCUGAAGGCAGAACCAACCAGAACAUUGAUUUCAUAUUUCCUUUCACUUUCAGAGAGCUGAAUACCGUGAAAGAAGAAAGGUUCACCUUGGUGGAACUGAUUCAUGACUUCUUUGAAGACAUUAAAGAUGCCAGAAUCUGCAGCUUUAAAAAGUUCCAGAUUCUGUUCAUCUUUGAUGGUCUGGAUGAAAGUCGACUUCGUCUGGACUUCCACAACACAAAAAUAUUAACUGACUCUGAAAAGUCCACCUCCCUGGAUGUUCUGCUGACAAACCUCAUCAGGGGAAAACUGCUUCCCUCUGCUCUCCUCUGGAUAACCACACGGCCUGCAGCAGCCAAUCAGAUCCCUCCUCAGUAUGUUGGCAUGGUAACAGAGGUCAAGGGGUUCACUGAUCCCCAGAAGGAGGAGUAUUUCAGGAAGAGAUUCAGAGAUGAUGAAGAGAAGGCCAGCAGGAUCAUCUCCCACAUUCAGAAAUCAAAAACUCUCCACAUCAUGUGUCACAUCCCAGUAUUCUGCUGGAUCACUGCUAAAGUUCUGGAGGAUAUGAUGAAGACCAGAGAGGGAGGAGAGCUGCCCAAGACCCUGACUGAGAUGUACAUAGAGCUUAUGGAGGUUCAGACCAAAAUCAAGGAGGAAAAGUAUGAUCGAGGAACAAAGACAAAAUCAAUCUGGAGUCCAGAGAACAGGAAGCUGACUGUGUCUCUAGGAAGACUGGCGUUUGAGCAGCUGCUGAAGGGAAACCUGAUAUUCUAUGAAAAAGACCUCAAACAGUGUGGCAUCAACAUCAAAGAUGCUUCAUUGUACUCAGGAGUGUUCACUGAGAUGUUUAAAAAGGAGAGAGGAGUGCGCAAAAAAUCAGUCUACUCUUUUGUUCAUCUGAGCAUCCAGGAGUUUCUGGCUGCAGUCUACAUGCGCCACUGUUUCACCAACUGGAGGAAAACAAAAGUGACCAAGACAUUCCUGGGAAAAUAUUAUUUGUCCUUAUCUUUAGAUGAGUUCAUGAAGAAGGCCAUGAGGAAAUCCCUCAGCAGUGAAAAUGGCCACCUGGACCUGUUUGUCCGCUUUCUUCACGGUCUCACUGUGAAGUCCAACCAGAGCAUCUUAGGAGGCCUGCUGGGGCAGACAGAGAACAGUCCAGAAACCAUCCAGAAAAUCAUCACCAACCUGAAGGAGAUGAACACUGAUAGAAUCUCUCCUGACAGAAGCAUCAACAUCUUCUACUCUCUGGUGGAGAUGAACAACCUCUCAUUUUAUCAGGAGAUCCAACGGCUGCUGGAUUCAGGGAAGGAGCUCUCAGUGACUGACUGUUCAGCUCUGGCCUUCAUGCUGCAGAUGUCAGAGAUUCUGGAUGAGUUGGACCUGAAGAAGUACAACACAUCAGAGGAUGGAUGGCAGAGACUGGUUCCUGCUGUGAGGAACUGCAGAAAGGCUCGACUUGGUGGCUGUUCGCUCCAAAAGGCUGAAUGUGAAGUUGUGGCCUCAGUUCUGAAGUCCAACCCAAAUCUGACUGAACUGGAAAUAAGUGAGAUCGAACUGGGAGGUGGAGACUCUGAUCUGAAGCCUCUGCUUGAGAUCCUGGAGAGUUCAGUCAGUAAAGUGAAGAUUCUGAGAUUGUGGAAUUGCUGGUUGUCAGAGACCAGCUGGACUUCUCUGUUCUCAGCUCUGAAGUCCAACCCGACCCAUCUGACAGAACUGAACCUGAGCUGGACCAACCUGGGAGAUUCUGUAGUGAAGGAGCUCUGUGGUUUUCUACAGAGUGAAGGCUGCAGACUGGAGAGAUUGAGAUUAGAGUGCUGCAGUUUUUCAGGGACCAGCUGGACUUCUCUGUUCUCAGCUCUGAAGUCCGACACGACCCAUCUGACAGUAAUGGACCUGAGCAGAACCAACUUGGAAGAUUCUGGAGUGAAGGAGCUCUGUGGUUUUCUACAGACUGAAGGCUGCAGACUGGAGACAUUGAGAUUAUGGAAAUGCAGUUUGUCAGAGACCAGCUGGACUUCUCUGUUCUCAGCUCUGAAGUCCAACCCGACCCAUCUGACAGAACUGGACCUGAUCGACACCAACCUGGGAGAUUCUGUAGUGAAGGAGCUCUGUGGUUUUCUACAGAAUCCUCUCUGCAAAAUAAAACAUUUAAGACUUGGUGGCUGUUCGCUCCAAAAGUGUGAAGUUGUGGCCUCAGCUCUGAAGUCCAACCCAAAUCUGACUGAACUGGAAAUCAAUCAGAUCAUACUGGGAAGUCGAACCUUUGUAAUUGAAACCUUUGGAGAUUCUGAUAUGAAGCCUCUGCUUGACAUCCUGGAGAGUUCAGUCAGUAAAGUGAAGAAUUUGGGAUUGAUAGAGUGCAGUUUGUCAGAGACCAGCUGGACUUCUCUGUUCUCAGCUCUGAAGUCCAACCCGACCCAUCUGACAAAACUGGAGCUGAACAGAACCAACCUGAGAGAUUCUGGAGUGAAGGAGCUCUGUGGUUUUCUACAGAAUGAAGGCUGCAGACUGGAGAUACUGGGAUUAUGGAAAUGCAGUUUUUCAGAGACCAGCUGGACUUCUCUGUUCUCAGCUCUGAAGUCCAACCCGACCCAUCUGACAGAACUGGACCUCUUCAGCACCAACCUGGGAGAUUCUGUAGUGAAGGAGCUCUGUGGUUUUCUACAGACUAAAGGCUGCAGACUGGAGACAUUGGCAUUGUAUGACUGCAGGUUUUCAAAGAUCAGCUGUGAUUAUUUGGCCUCAACUCUGAAGUCCAACUCGACCCUCCAUCUGACAGAACUGGACCUGAGAUUCAACGACCUGAAGAAGUCAGAUGUUCAGCAGCUGAAGGAUCUUGUAAAGACUGUAAAGUUCUGAUCUCUGUAAAGUAGAGAAUGGUCUCUGUGUCCUGCUGAUCCUCAGAGGUUGAAGCUUCAGCAGUUUGAGUCUAAAGAGACUGACUGGUUCAUGAUGAUGACCUCUGACCUCCAAGAUUUUCCUCCUGUUUAUUUUCUCA
Molecule: messenger RNA, 3936 nt
Organism: Xiphophorus maculatus (southern platyfish)
Lineage: Eukaryota; Metazoa; Chordata; Actinopteri; Cyprinodontiformes; Poeciliidae
Product: NACHT, LRR and PYD domains-containing protein 12-like
Exons: 14
Coding region: 321-3797 (1158 amino acids)
Biological process (GO): regulation of apoptotic process
Molecular function (GO): protein binding
Source: RefSeq, a predicted model, not a curated record